Messenger RNA from Trichoderma atroviride IMI 206040, 834 nucleotides. RefSeq lists its product as uncharacterized. NCBI's taxonomy places the organism in Eukaryota, Fungi, Ascomycota, Sordariomycetes, Hypocreales, Hypocreaceae. The record is from RefSeq and is a predicted model, not a curated record. Gene Ontology annotation, cellular component: mitochondrion.
UCUGCCGCCCAGUCACAUUCACAGUCGCAGCCAAAGCCGAGAUGGAACUCCAAGCACCUCUCCUGGCGCAUGGGAGCGGAUGCCUCGAGCGCUGCAUGCGCAGGAGCACUGAUUGCGCCAAUCAUAACCAUAAUUGACCGCUCCAUCAUGGAAAACGCCUCCGGCCGCGCCUCCCUCUCCUCCUCCAUCCGCUCCUCCCUGCGCACCCUCCUCCUCCGCCCCCAAGCCCUGCUCCUCUCCAAACCCUGCGCCCUCGUCUUCGCCCUCUACUCCGGCACCUACAUGACCGCAAACUCCCUCGACACCUUCUCCUCCACCGUCUCCAACAGGCCCGCGUCCAGCAUCACCUCCGGCCCCGCCAAAUUCGCCGCCUCGUCCGCCGCAAACGUCGGCCUCUGCGUCUACAAGGACCAAGUCUUUGUGCGCAUGUUUGGCCCGCCCGGCGCGGUGCCCCGUCCCGUGCCGUUGCCCAGCUACAUCCUGUUUACGCUGCGCGACUGCUUGACCAUUUUUGCGUCCUUCAACCUCCCGCCGUUGUUGGCGCCUUGGAUCGAUUCCAGAACAUCUGAAACGCUGCGCCGGCAUGUCUCUGGCUUGACGACGGCGCAGUUCAUCGCCCCGGCGUCGGUGCAGCUCUUUUCGACGCCGAUACACCUGCUCGGUCUGGACAUGUACAACCGCCCAGGAGGCACCUUUCGCGAACGCUGGCAAGUCGUGCGGUCCAGUUGGCUUGUUAGCACCGCAGCGCGCAUGUGUCGCAUUAUCCCGGCCUUUGGCGUCGGCGGCGUUGUCAACUUGAAAAUGAGACGGCAUCUCAUGGAAAAGCUGGAAUGA